This is a messenger RNA of Gekko japonicus, 528 nucleotides long. Its product is annotated as CD40 ligand-like. The annotation marks the transcript as partial. The transcript has a single exon. Gene Ontology annotation, cellular component: membrane. Gene Ontology annotation, biological process: immune response. The record is from RefSeq and is a predicted model, not a curated record. Gene Ontology annotation, molecular function: tumor necrosis factor receptor binding. Lineage: Eukaryota; Metazoa; Chordata; Lepidosauria; Squamata; Gekkonidae.
UUUUGCAAUGGACUGAGGCACUAUAUGCACCGAGUGACAGCACAUUUUCCUACCAAGAUGGAAAGCUAAAAGUUGACAGAGGAGGACGAUACUACAUCUAUGCCCAAGUCACCUUUUGCGUGAAAUCUGAGCCACAUGAGCCAUUCACUGUGUACAUGUACCUGCAUCUGCCUUCUGAGAGAGACCAGCUACUGCUGAAAGGAAUGAGAACCCCUGGCUCUACAGAUAACGUAUGUAGCCUGCAGUCAGUUCAUCUUGGAAGAGUUGUCGAGCUCCAGCAAGGGCACACUGUCUUCAUCAAUGUGACAAACUCCUCCAGAGUGAACUACGAUCACGGAAACACAUACUUUGGCAUGUUUGAGAUCUCUGAGAAGAGCCCUUGAAGCUUCACUUUGUUGAACAAAGUACCUUCCUUCAGUCCGUAAUAUUUAUAACCUCAUUCCUCUUGGGUUUUAUUGUCAUCCUAUUUUAUUUUAUUUAUUAACAGAGAAGUGGAAUGUUAAUCCUCAGAACAUGAAAUAUAAUGCU